Candidozyma haemuli is the source of this 2823-nucleotide messenger RNA. It is a transcript of the gene ZCF27, whose product is annotated as Zcf27p. The coding region runs from base 1 to 2823 and encodes 940 amino acids. The transcript has a single exon. Gene Ontology annotation, biological process: regulation of DNA-templated transcription. The record is from RefSeq and is a predicted model, not a curated record. Lineage: Eukaryota; Fungi; Ascomycota; Pichiomycetes; Serinales; Metschnikowiaceae. Gene Ontology annotation, molecular function: DNA-binding transcription factor activity, RNA polymerase II-specific; zinc ion binding.
AUGGUGAACCAGCUGCCGUCGGUGCUCCACGAGUACUACCAGGCGAGUCCUGGGCCGUAUGUGAGCAGGGAGACGAGGAGUGACAGUUCGGGCAAUUCGUCUGACCAGGUUCAAGCUCAAGCUCAGGCACAGGCCCAGGCACAGGCCCAGGCUCAGUCGUUGCAACAACAGGCGCUUCAGAACCAUCAGAACCAUCAGAAUCAUCAAAAUCACCAGCCUCAGGGUCCGGGCCCGGCUUACUAUAUGGGUCUACCGAACCAGCCUGUGCCGACUAUCACUCAUACGCCUGCUCCACAACAACCGCCACAACAACCACAACACCGUGUGGCGGCUUCGCUCCCGAGAAAACGGUCGCUGACGGCGUGUGAUACUUGUAGACAGAAGAAGUCCAAGUGUGAUAACGUGAGGCCUCGCUGUGGAGCUUGUGUGCGUGCUGGAAACAUGAAUUGUCGCUAUAGAGCUGACUUUCCGGGCUCUGAUUACUCUCUGUAUGAUCCUGCGUCGCUUACGAUUCUUUCGAAGCUUGACGUGAUUCUAGGGCACGUCAAGGGGACCCAGGAACCGGUGCAGAAGGCGAAGAUCACGUAUUUUCAGCAUUGUCUUUGGGAUAUGUCGCUAAUGAGUAUGUUCCGCUGGAGAUCAGUGCAGAAGGUGCUUCGAACGUCGGAUUCUGACCAUGCUAACUGGACUCGUCGUCUUGUGGCCAAGUACGAUAUUGACGUUUACUUUGGGCUCCCGAGGAAGUUCCAGGACCGCUUUAACACUUGCAGGGCGUUGGAGGCGCUUUUGCAUAGCUCUAUUUCGGCAUUCACCAAUUCCUUCUUUCUAAAUGCCCAUACGAAGGUGCCCUGCUUGGAUAUCAUUACCUUGCUAGAGAGUAUCGAGAUUUAUACGCUCAUGCAGAAGGCUGACCCGGAAACAACGUUCAUUAGCAUGCUAGAAGAUUACUCUUCGCUCGCUCAAGGAGAGACCGUGCCUAGGUCUUAUAAAGAUGCACUUCUUACGCUUGGUCUUGAAGAUUCGGCCAUCAGAAGACGCGCUUUCAUUAAAUGCUGUGAAUCUGUGCCUCUAAUAUUGGUUGUAUGUGCUAUUGGCGUUCUAGCGUCUCCCAUCAAGCUUGAUAAUCACCAGCGGUUCGAUACUUCCACAGACGAAGCCAAAUCCUUGGAUAGUUGUGGUGCUGAUUUCUCACGGUGCAGCCCGCUUAUUCCUCGGGAUAGGAAGAAGUUGAGUCGCUGUUUUGUGGAUUAUGCCUUGAUCAUUUCGUCAGUCUUUCCGUUGAGCUUACAGAGGAACACACUCGUUUCAAUUGAGUACCACAUCAUGCUCAACCAAUACUACUUGUACACUAUGGAUCCAUUGAGUGCCCACAGAGCCAUUGUCACGGCCAGCACAGAUAUGAUGUAUUAUUUGGAGAAGGAAAACACGAGACAGCCUUCCAGUGAACAGCUCAAGUACCAUUUUGCCGAGAAGCGCUCCAUUGUUGACCGUCUUUUCUGGACUUGCUUGAAGCUCGAGUGUGAGCUUCGUGCCGAGUUGAGUCCCCACAUUCCUUUGUCAGGAAUCACCCAAAUGGUUCCACCUUCUCCCUUUCUCAAGAUUCCUGACCCGGUUCUGAAUGACGAACAUCUCGCGGACAGUGUAAGUCUUACGAACAAGUACGACGAUAAGAACUCUUGGUACUUUUUCUUGACUGAGGUGGCCGUGAGAAAGGUAGACAAUAAGUUGUAUGACGAGAUCUAUUCGGUUGAUGCUGUUAGGGAUAAUCUCUGGGACCUGGAUGAGUUUGUAGAGAAGGAUAUCUGGAAGCUUCAGAUCAAGUACCUCAAACAGUACGAUGCCAUUAUUGCCUCGCUUUCGCCUAGGAUUAGGAACUUUGUGCUUCUGGAAAUCGAUGUGGAUGAGAUUCACGCUAGCAUGAAGAGAAGGGCAAACAAGAAACGGAGCGCCCAGGAGGCGUUCGAGUCUGAUAUUCUCGACAACCUUGACGAGUUCUUCAUUGAUGAAGACUUGUUGCUCAAAGCACAAUCUGAGUCGAUCAUGUUCAUCAAGACAAGAUUUCUUGCGUCCAAGAUUGCAUUGUUCCGGCCAAUUAAUUACCUUAUUCUCGAGGACCGGAUUCCAUUCACCGAGAUAUUCGAGGCAGCAGCGUCUGUGCUUUCCCAAGUGAAGGCCGAGCAGGUGGAAAACGAAAUGGUGAUGAACCAUAGCCAUCUGCCGCUGCAUUCGAACUCCACAGUAUCCGUCAACAACGAUGCUUUGCAGCUUGACACGUCCAGCAGCUCAUCACAGUUUGCCAAUAACUUCAUGGACGGCGAGGUUGCGUACAUUGAGGCAAUCAAAGCACCACUUCAAAACCGAAGCGAUCUGAAAGAAGACAACUUCAACGAUAUCGUCGAAUACGAUAACCUGAAAGACGAAAGCAACGCCGACUUCAUCACCGUCAAGGACUACGUAGCAGCUCGCAGAAGAGUCCUCCAGUCGUUUGUCAAGAACCUCAUCACCAUUCCCAAAAGCAACAUUCCCAAAAUCGGGCUGCACCGGCACUCGGGACUGUGGUACUACGUCAGGCAGCUUAUCGUGGGCAACAUUUCCCUUUUCAUGCUCUACAAAAAAGUCCAGCAAGUCAUCAAAACGCUUGUCCAGAACAACGCCUUCCCUGGCGGUGACGAUGUCAUGGAAGCACUCAACCUUGUAUUCAGCAGAGAACUGAUCAAAGGUCUGUUGGAGUACACCAUGCUCAUGCUCAACUACUGGAAAGAAGAAAGCCAAGAUUGUGAAAUCUACAUCGAGCAAAUCCAGCUUUGUCUCGACAUGCUCUGA